Molecule: messenger RNA, 570 nt
Organism: Cylicostephanus goldi
Lineage: Eukaryota; Metazoa; Nematoda; Chromadorea; Rhabditida; Strongylidae
Source: the annotation of a GenBank genome assembly
AUGAUGUAUCCUUGGCUGAAAAGCGCGUGUUUCGGCCAACAAGUUAAGCAUAGUCAGUUAUAUGCAGGUCGUGAGCAGGCAGCAUUUCUUGGCAAACGUUUGGCUGAGUGUGGUAUCAACUUCGACCAACUCGUGAUGUCCACAAUGACAAGAGCUAAGGAAACAGCUGAGAUCAUCUUGGAACAUUUGCCACCAACUCUGAAGAGAUCGAGUUGUUCUUUGCUUGAAGAGGGGCCUCCAUAUCCCCCAGUCCCAGCUGUAGAUCACUGGAAGCCGCAGCAUGCCGAGUUCUUUGCGGAAGGCUUGAGAAUCGAGUCCGCAUUCCGUCGAUAUAUACAUCGUGCAUCUCCCUCACAGAAAGAAGAUUCUUACGAACUCUACGUCUGCCAUGCAAAUGUCAUUCGCUACUUCAUCUGUCGAGCUCUGCAGUUCCCUCCAGAAGGUUGGCUGCGCAUGUCCUUAGGAAAUUGCAGCAUCACAUGGCUUGUUAUUCGGCCCUCGGGCAGGGUUAGUCUUCGCAGCCUUGGUGAUAUUGGUCAUUUGCCUCCAUCUAAAGUGUCGUUUACUUGA